AUGCGAUGGUUAUAUGAGAAUUCAGCAAAAUUCUACGUCAGACAGAGAAGGAUUGAAGAAUAUUUUAUAAAACCCCAGUUGUAUCAUCACAGUGUGAAAGGAACAAGAGCAGCUAGUACAUUAGGGGAGCAGUAUGUAGAUACAGAUGAUGUGCAGGAAGAGAAAGAAGCAAUACAGUACGAAGUAGUGCUGAUGGCAAGUCAUCAGGCAGCAACAGCGGACGACAACAGCAGCAGUUGGAGCAGCACGGCACACAGUAAUGCAUUUUGCAUGUUGUGUGUAUGGUUGCCCGAUAGCAUGAUAGCCCAAUGUGUCGAAGUUUUCGUGCAGUCGAUAAGUCACCAUUCCCGAGCUUGUACAUUAAGAGCAGUAAUUGAGCAAGCAUCUAAUAGCUGUUAG
Messenger RNA from Brugia malayi, 399 nucleotides. RefSeq lists its product as uncharacterized. The record is from RefSeq and is a predicted model, not a curated record. Bases 1 to 399 code for a protein of 132 amino acids. Lineage: Eukaryota; Metazoa; Nematoda; Chromadorea; Rhabditida; Onchocercidae. The transcript is spliced from 3 exons.